AUGCUGAAGCUACUCAAAUUCCUUGCCGUCACCCCGGCACUGGCAGCGGCUACUACCUUCCCUGUCAUUGAAACAAAGUAUGGCUCUGUUCAAGGUGCAGCAUCUCCCUUCCGGCCUAACGUAACUGUCUAUAAGGGUAUUCCCUUUGCUGCGCCACCCACGGAAGCAAAGAGAUGGACUCCGCCUACCAAGCCUUCGCCUUGGAAUGGCACACUGCAUGCGACGGAGUUCGGUCCCCAGUGUUCCCAGCCUUACUCUUCAGCCGGCAUAUUUUCCAGCGGCAAGAACUCUACCAGCGAGGAUUGCCUGUACGUGAACAUCUGGACUCCCACCUACGAUACUACCUCUCAAAGUGAGAUACAAGCUAAGAAAUUGCCUGUGUACGUGUGGAUCUUUGGCGGUCGAUUUGAGGGCGGUUCUGGUGAUGUUAUUACGUAUGACGGCACCGGUCUUGCUUCAAAGGAUAUUAUCGUCGUUACAAUCAACUACCGUCUUGGUGCCUUUGGUUUCCUUGCCCAUCCGGAGCUCUCGGAGGAGUCUGGACACAACAGCUCUGGAAAUUACGGUAUCUUGGACCAACAGUUUGCUCUCCGCUGGGUCCAAGAGAACAUCGGAUACUUUGGUGGAAAUGCAAGCCAGGUCGUCGUUGGUGGCCAGUCUGCUGGGUCCGCAAGUGCCCUCGAUAUGAUGUGGAGUCCUCUUAGCAGCGGACUGAUCAACGGUGUCAUUUCGGAGAGUGGUGCUCGCGGUCCGCGUGAUCCUGCUACUGGAAGCGUAGCUACCAGUUAUAAUACUAAGGAUGAGGCUGAGAACUUCGGUGUCGAGUUCUUGAGCACUAUGAAUGUCUCUUCUAUUGCUGAAUUGCGGCAACUACCAAUGGCGGAUUUGAUUGGCGAAGGCCAGUUAAUGGAAGAUGACUUCUAUUAUGGAACUGUCUUUGCAGACCUGUGGUCUGGACCUCCUCGCUGGCGUCCCGUGAUCGAUGGCUAUGUGUUCCGUCACGGCUACGGAAAGUCGCUUUCCUUGAAUGCCCAUUCAGAUGUGCCUAUCCUCACCGGAAACAACAAAGACGAGAAUGGUGGAAGCGUCUCAAACGUCAGCGAGUAUAAAAGUUUGUUCACAGAGGUCUUCCAAAAUUACUCGUCGGAGUUCUUCUCUCUCUACCCAGCCGACAAUGAUACCGCUGCUAGUGACAUGAGCACUGAGGUCCUCCGCGAUAUGGCCCGGGUUGGGACUUGGGAAUGGGCUGCUGAUUGGGCUGCUGGUGGGGCUAAAAACGAUGUUUUCGUGUACUACUUUACCAAAGCACCCGCCGAGGAUGAGUCUGGCGGCGCCUACCACGGUGCUGAGCUCUGGUAUACCUUCAACAACAUUCCGUACUCGGACUACUCGAACGUUACAUGGAAUACCACCGACUAUAAGAUUGAACAGACUAUGUCGGACUACUGGGUCAACUUUAUUCGUACCGGCAAUCCCAAUGGGGAGGGGCUGACAUACUUCCCACCUUCGACUGCUGCGAACAAGACUGCGAUGUGGCUGGGUGAAUGGAAUGGAGCCGGUCCCAUUGCGGCUUCCAAAGAGAGAGUGAGCUUCUUGCGGCGAUGGAUGUCUCAUCUUCACGAAUAUUAG
Messenger RNA from Penicillium angulare, 1629 nucleotides. Its product is annotated as carboxylesterase/lipase family protein. Bases 1 to 1629 code for a protein of 542 amino acids. The record is from RefSeq and is a predicted model, not a curated record. Lineage: Eukaryota; Fungi; Ascomycota; Eurotiomycetes; Eurotiales; Aspergillaceae. The transcript has a single exon.